CAUACAACCAACAAAAGAAGAACUGCAGAGGCUCGAAGACGAGCAAAAGAGGCGUAGCACUUCACUUCAGUUCUGAGAGAGGAGAAUUAUUGACGUGAGCAUCUGGCGUAAAAAAGGGGCGGGGCGAGCAGUGAUGUCAAUCAUGUUUUGUUGAUGUACAUACUCGCGGUCUCAUCACACGCGAAGCCUCUGCUCCAGGUGAACGCAAAGUGCGGAGGAUAACGUAAGCAAGUCUCGUUCAGAUUGUGUGUGUCCAUGCAUGUGUGAGGUGUUCUGGGGUCAGGAUGGAUGUGGAGGAGACCGGAACAGGUCAGAUUGAGGCAGCGGCCCAAGAGGAAGAGGCACCAGCUCCCAAACGCAGCAGAGGACGACCUCGCAAACAACCACAGGAGCCAGUUGAACCCUCAGCUCCCAGGAGGCCAAGAGGAAGGCCGAGAGGCAGUAAAAAUAAAGGCCAGCGGGUCACAGCCAAAGUAGAGCCACCUAGAGAACGAAGACCUCGAGGUAGACCACGAAAAUGGCCUCAGAAGACCAUUCAUCAGGAAGAACAGCAGACUGCUCAUCCUGCGGAUCAAGGGGCGGAGUCAACGGAAGACCCGCCCACUCAGACCCCACCUGCUGCCUUACCAUCACAGGAGAGUGACUAAAACUACCUCACUGAUGACUUUUGAUACUGCGUCGGGGGUAAUUCUCCAUCUCAACUGCCUCCAUGUACACUGUAAAAAAUCUAAAUGUGCCAGUUCUCAAAUUGCUCCCAAAAUUGAGGGCUCAUCAGGGGCCCUUGACAAGAUCAGACAUACCCUUACUACAUUUUUAAUUUCAAAAGCGAUCCUAAAAUCUGUAAUCAUCACCAGACUUUUUUGUGGACACCUGUCUGCAAUUUACACUGCCAUUUUAAGAACUAAAAAUAUCAUCUUUUCAUUUAUCUUCAUUUUUUGGAUUCCUAAAGUCAACAAGAAAUCAAAUUUGAACUGGUUUGCUUUCUUUAAACACGUUUUGUUGCGCACAAUUAGGUGCCCAGAAACUGUAGUAUGUCUUAAAAGGCCCGUUCACACCAAGAACGAUAAGAAGACGAUGUUGUUCUCUUUAUUAUAAACACGCUGCAGAUUUGUUGAGCUCUUUAAAGCAGGAUGGAUUCUGAUUGGCUGUCAAUGUUUUUAUCGUUCAUCAGCUGGAAAAAAAAUCAUUCUGAAAGUGAUUCCAACGAUAUCGGUUCUCUGUUAUUGCUAUAGUUGUGGUGUGCGCGUAAUGCAAAUUUUAGAAGAGUACCCGCACCACCAAAUUUUUGUAAUGUUGUACAUGCAGGUCGCACAUGCUCAUUUAAUUUUUUUUGCAGUAAUUAGUUUAUCCACAAGGUGGCAACUGUGCCCUGGGGGCAUCGAUUCACAAGGUAGUCGAAGAAAAACUGCAUAAACAGAACAGACUGGUCAACAAAGUAUACUUUGGGCUUUAUAGUUAUCAUCCAUGGUGUGAACAGGCCUUUAUUCUAAUAAUAGCAACGCUCAAAAAAGACAACAAAAAACAUGAACUUGUUUUAUUCAAGACAUUUAUUUAAUGUUCAAGAUCUUGGGAUUUAAAAAUCAAUGCAUCACAAAAUCAUCUCAGUGUAUGAAUGAUGAUGCCUCAUGGGUUAUAUUAAGUUUUGUUUAAACAUGUACUUCUCAGGAUUCUGGAAAGUUUGAAAUUACUCAUUUUAAUGUUCAUUCCUCCACUUUAAUGAUUGAUCUUUUAAUGUAUAAUUUCUUUUUAUUGUUUUAUUUUAAUGUUUACAGUGGAAAGAAUAGAUUCCAUUGGGUCUGUUUACACCAAACAGGAAUAGUGACUUCAUCAGUGAUGUAAAUGUUCAACAACAAUCAUUAUAAUUGUAAUUCAGUACCUCAACACCAGAAACCUCAGAGAAUUUGUUUGCUCACUCUAGACAAUGGGUUAUUUGUCAUUUGUUACAGUGAAAUGCAUAUAUUGUCAAUGCAGUCUUUGGAACAGUAUAUCAUUUUGGCACUAUGUUUUCAUAAUUAGCUUAUUUUUAUAUAUUUUUACAUUUUACUGCUCUGAAUUGUGUUAUUGCGCUGAUAUGGGGGCGAUGUUUUAAAGCAUCUCCUAUUGACAAUACAGUUGUGUUCAAUGCUCUUAAAAACAGGCAAAAUGGUUCUUAAAAUCUAGUUUGAGAAAUAAUCUUUUUCUUAUGAGGAUUUUUUUUUUUUUUAUUUGAAGCCAAGCAAGCAUUGUUCAAAUGCCUCAUGGUGAACUAUUUGACAAUGUGCCUCUUAAAUACAGGCUCAGGUAACUUUCUUACCUCUUUUCUACAUCCUUCAAAGGCCAGUAAUGCUGUUUAUGCAGCCGUAUGUUCAUGAAUAAAGUUACUGAUCAUCCAUCA
Megalobrama amblycephala (Wuchang bream) is the source of this 2374-nucleotide messenger RNA. Its product is annotated as high mobility group AT-hook 2b. NCBI's taxonomy places the organism in Eukaryota, Metazoa, Chordata, Actinopteri, Cypriniformes, Xenocyprididae. Gene Ontology annotation, cellular component: nucleus; chromatin. Gene Ontology annotation, biological process: regulation of DNA-templated transcription. The record is from RefSeq and is a predicted model, not a curated record. The transcript has 6 exons. Gene Ontology annotation, molecular function: DNA binding; transcription coregulator activity. The coding region runs from base 285 to 647 and encodes 120 amino acids.